This is a messenger RNA of Pocillopora meandrina, 2497 nucleotides long. NCBI's taxonomy places the organism in Eukaryota, Metazoa, Cnidaria, Anthozoa, Scleractinia, Pocilloporidae. The record is from the annotation of a GenBank genome assembly.
UUUAGGAAAGUUAACUUGAACGAAUUGGUAUUGGUCAGACAACAUAAAAUUCUUCGAAGUUCCUGGACAUGCCACCGAGAGCUUUUACUUUUUUUGGCCCUGGUUUUAAUAGCAUUGGGAAUACUUGCUUACUAUUUCGGAACAACGCAGUAUUUUACAGUACAAGGUAAGGCCCACUACCUUAUAGUUUCUGAGGAGCAGUUACUGCUGCUUAAAAAGCUGUUAAACCGAUAAGAUGAUCUUAGAGACCUACUCGUGGAAAACUAUGCCUUCAUCUUUACAUAUUAGGUUCUUAUUGACCUUGUGGGAGGGCUGGACGGGAAGGUCCGUGCGUCAUGACCGCGAGCUUAAUAUUUUGCCGUUCGGCCCGACCAAACUCAGUCUAAAGGCAUUUUAUCAUAUGAACGCAAUGAACGGGCGCGCUCGUUUGUGUUUCCCUUCAAGGUUUCGCCGUGUUCUAUAUUGCCAGACGGCUUUUUCCGGACCGGCUCACGUCAACACGUCUGGCCAAACACUUUGGUUUACUAUGGGAUUGCGCGCGCGGUGUCAGACGGGCUAUAUGUUAGUAUUGAGUAUUAAGUAUUUUCUCCUUCCCUUCACAGGGCAGUUUGUGAACUUAAAUGCUGAUACUGUCAUCCAGUAUUUCAGUAGCUCCGAAAAUAGAGAGGAAGAUGGGAGGAGUUCAAAGCCAGUCGUCGUUGAAACGAAAAUUAACCUUAAGACUACCCUUCCCUCACAGAUGAAAAAUAUUAACAAUACAAUAAUUUCUUCUGACAUGGCAAAUAGUUUUAGCACAGAAAGUUCCAAACAAACAAAAGUUCAUAUCAAUUCGAAAGCAAGUGUAAAACUUUCCCCGCCUACCGGAAAGAGAAAAUCCUCGAAAAGCGAACAAACUGCUCCAGAAUUGAAGAAUGAAUCGUUCUUUUCCUCGAUGAAAGACUUAUUUAUUCCGACAAAAAGAAGUAAAGCGAAACUUUCAAAAAUAGAAAGUUUCCAAAGAAAAGGUCACGUCAUUCCGAGAAGUUCAAAUCUUCCAACCAAAAGUAUGAAAUCCACGGUCAGAAAAGUUCAAGGAACUUUAAGAGAAAUGAAGAAUAUCAAGUAUUCAGAUUUACAACGAAAAUCUUCAACUGCACCAAGUCCUCUACCGAGGACGAAAUUCAACUUUGAUUCGUGGUAUCGUAAACAGACAAUUGAGAUAUGUGGAAGUGGAUGGCAGGACAAAUACCGUGAAUUACAUGACGAUAUUCUAAGCAGGCGUCGCCAAGAGAAUUAUCUCGUUUAUCUAUGUCCUGGCACUCGACAAGGUUGUUGUGGUUAUGGAAACAGACUCAGAGCUGUAGCGUCGCUAUUUUACCUCUCAGUUCUUACUGACAGGGCUUUUCUGAUUGAUUGGCGUGCGCCUGAACCAAUAGAAAAUCAUCUGACACCACGAAACAUCCAAUGGAAUUACAGCGAACCCAUUGAUAUUUGCACGGGAUUACAAAUACGAAAACACUAUUGGGGAUCUACGAAAACGGACGUUCGCGAAGCUGAAGGGUACAUUAUUCAAGAACCAAAACACUUCAAAAAAUGGUUCACUUCUACAGAUUUAAAGCAAUUUUUUGACUGGCCGGUGGAAGAAAUAACCACGAUAUGGUACUUCGCCGAGGGUGGGAUAAAAAACAAUCCAUUUCUUAUGAAGCGCGCCAAAGACUUAGGAAUAACACCCUUGAUUUCUAACACACCAAAAUUUAAUCUCAUAGGAUGUGCGUUUGACUUUUUGUUCUCAAAGUCGGAAGCUUUGGAAAGGAAACUGAACGAAAUGAGAGCGCAGUUACAGUUGGAUAAAGGGCCAGUUAUUGGGGUACACAUACGAACAGGGGACGACCAAUUUGAUUAUUUUUCCUCCGAAAACGUCCGCACAUGGAAUGCCAGAAACGUUUCAAAAUUCUUCGAGUGCGCAACUAAAGUAGAAAACGAACUAUUUUUAAACGAGACAGACGGACGAGAAAAAGUCCGUUGGUUUCUCUCCACUGAUAACGAGCAAGUGAGAACUUUAGUUCAAGAAAUCUAUCCACACAAGGUAGUCGCGACCAAUUUAACAAUCUUACACCUGGAUAUUCUCUUCAACACCACAAUCUUCAACUUUACGGCACAGUGUAACUACACGGAUGAAACUAACACAACUCUAGUGUGCUACAAUGUCGAAAUAUUAAAUGUAACUGCAUAUUGCCUAAACCGCACAAAAUAUAAUUUUACUCAAGAAAUAGAAAAUAACUCUACAAUUUAUGGAACAGGGAUGGCCACAGAAGGCAUUAUUGCUAUGUUAGUGGAUCAUUUCUUGUUAGCUGAAAGCGAUUUUCUUGUCUUGUGCGACAGCAGUUUUGGUUCAACAGCGGUGGGAUUGGGUAUGCGUAACACAGAUAGCUAUAUCUUGGCCGAUCGAGGUUGUGUUGACUUUGCGACGGCGCAGAAAGAUACAAGAUUGAGGUUUUUCGGAAGACGAAGACGGUGA